Molecule: messenger RNA, 359 nt
Organism: Diabrotica balteata
Lineage: Eukaryota; Metazoa; Arthropoda; Insecta; Coleoptera; Chrysomelidae
Source: the annotation of a GenBank genome assembly
ACGGUCCACUAUAUCAUCAUAGUAGAACUAAUUCUUGUAUUCUUUUUAAAGUAGUCAUUGUGACUAAUAACUUCCGUGUACUGAAAAAAACAAGUUAUCACUUUUUCGACCAAUCAGAUGGUCUUCAUCAAUGGACUAAAGUCGCUUUUUCUCCAGUAUACAAACUAUUCUUUCCUCUUCAACUUUUAGAAAUGAAGCCAUAUUUCGUUAAUAGUAACGUUGCAGCAAAAAUACUGCGAAUUCCUUUAUUAUUACGAAAAAUCGUCUUAGGUUGGAUGACAGGCGUCAAAACCAUUCGUUCGGACGUUCUUCCAUCUAUCGAACUAUUUAUUAAUUUCAAACAAACCUUGUAUAUCUAA